UAGUCAUUACUACCGUCUUAACCACCACCCUUCGUGCCGAUAACUAUUACCUAUCUACGUUUGUUUCACGUUGCGUAAAUACAAUUCUGUAUAGUUUAAAGUUGUGUACGUAAUACGUGGGUAUUAUACCUAUGCCGAGUGGACACUGCCACACUGGUCAGUAUUCAGUGUCCAGUGACGACGACUGACGAUCGACGUCGACGAAAAUAACACUGCACCGCGCACUCCACUCAUAAUAAACAUUAUACUCCAUAAUCACAAUAGGUUUUAUGCGUAUAUAAUUUAGUAAACACGCACAUUGGAAUACUACGACAGAACAGUACCUAACUGUUUUUGUCAUAUCUAUUGCAUCAUCAUCGUGUGUCGUGAAUCGUGAUCGUUAUUAUUGUUCGUGUUUACUGCGACGCGGUCGAUUGUUUUCGUUUUUACGUUUCACCUGUCUGAAAAAAAAAACAAACAACAACGAUUAAUUGUAUUUCGUUUUGGACACAAGUCGUAUCGACGCGUGCAGCAGUCAAAUAGUCAAUUACUAUCCGCAGUCGUCAAUCGUCGCCGACAACGCGAUCAUGGCGACCAGGAAGAAGGUUUUGUUGAAAGUGAUCAUACUGGGCGACUCGAGCGUGGGCAAGACGUCGCUGAUGAACCAGUAUGUCAACAAGAAGUUCACCAACCAGUACAAGGCGACCAUCGGCGCCGAUUUCCUGACCAAGGAGGUGAUGGUCGACGACCGGAUCGUCACGAUGCAGAUAUGGGAUACAGCUGGUCAAGAACGUUUUCAGUCAUUAGGAGUGGCAUUUUAUCGUGGUGCUGAUUGUUGUGUAUUGGUAUUUGAUGUUACAUCACCAGGAUCUUUUAAAUCUUUGGAUGGAUGGCGAGAUGAGUUUCUAAUUCAAGCAUCACCAUCUGAUCCAGAUCAUUUCCCUUUUGUGGUUCUAGGAAACAAAGUUGAUUUAGAUAAUCGAGCUGUGUCCACUAAAAGGGCUCAGCAAUGGUGCCAGAGCAAGAAUGGUUUACCAUACUUCGAAACAUCUGCUAAAGAAGCAGUCAAUGUUGAACAAGCUUUCAAAACGAUAGCACGAAAUGCAUUAGCUCAAGAAUCAGAUGUAGAGUUGUAUAAUGAAUUUCCUGAUCAAAUAAAAUUGGAUGGUGGUUCUUCAGACAACAGAUCUUCAGGUGGUGAUAAUUGUGCUUGCUAAUUAUAGUAAAUUAUUUAAUUUCCUGAAAUAUUGCUGUCUAUUAUCAACAUACUCCUUGGCUGAGUUUCUAGUAAGAGUCUCAAUGUUAUUGUCUUGAUGAGUAUAAUUAUAUUUAUUUAUAUAUAAAUUAAUGAAAAAACAACAUUAUAUAUAACGUGGAGAUAGUCUAUUAUUUAAUAUUAUUUGAAUUUAAGUUAUAAAUAUAUAUUUUAUUAUUUUUGUUUCUACUUAUAUGUAUGGUCAUAUUAUACCCUAAUAUUAUUUUUAUAAUUAUUAUUAAUUUUCAUUAAUUUGUCGACAGAAUGUUGAGUAUUUUGUUGUACUUAUAAAAUAUUAAAAUAUUUAGCUUAUUUACAAAUACUUUAGAAGAAGACAUGCAUUAUUAUGUUAAUAUGUAUGUACAUUUUCUGUAUAAAUAUUGAUACAUAUUCAUCUUAUUCCUUCGUUUAGUAUACAUUUUUACUUAUGAAAUAAACAUUUUUAUAAUGUGAAAACUUUUUUUUUUCUAUGUACCUUGUAUAGAAUUUAAAUUUGAACAAAAUCAAUUUGAUUAGUAAUAGCUAAAUAUUAUUUCUAAUUUUAUUUCUGAUUUAUCUUCAUUAAUCUUGUUAUAAUAUUAUACUAUUGCUAGCAAUAAUUGUUCAAAUUGUUUUUAUUUGUAUAUAAGUAUGUUCUUUGUUAUUUUUAUCUGUAAAUGGAAUAUUAACAAUCAAUAAUCAAACCCUUUCUGAACAGUAAUUGUGAAAUUAAGUGAUAAAUUAAAUAUUGUAAAUAUUGAGAGUUCAAUACUCAAAUAUAUGACAUAUUAAAAUA
Aphis gossypii (cotton aphid) is the source of this 2009-nucleotide messenger RNA. RefSeq names its product ras-related protein Rab-7a-like. The transcript is spliced from 4 exons. The record is from RefSeq and is a predicted model, not a curated record. Bases 567 to 1196 code for a protein of 209 amino acids. Gene Ontology annotation, cellular component: lysosome; phagocytic vesicle; late endosome. Lineage: Eukaryota; Metazoa; Arthropoda; Insecta; Hemiptera; Aphididae. Gene Ontology annotation, biological process: phagosome-lysosome fusion; endosome to lysosome transport. Gene Ontology annotation, molecular function: GTP binding; GTPase activity.